Molecule: messenger RNA, 2892 nt
Organism: Lodderomyces theae
Lineage: Eukaryota; Fungi; Ascomycota; Pichiomycetes; Serinales; Debaryomycetaceae
Product: ubiquitin-ubiquitin ligase
Exons: 1
Coding region: 1-2892 (963 amino acids)
Biological process (GO): ubiquitin-dependent protein catabolic process; protein polyubiquitination
Molecular function (GO): ubiquitin protein ligase activity
Source: RefSeq, a predicted model, not a curated record
AUGUUUAACUUCACUGGGGAUACAAAGAGACGUAAUGUCAACUUGGGAGAUAAGAAACGAACUGGAUUUGGCGGAUUUGGCACCAAUGCAUUUCUAGAACAAUCACGUAAGGAGCGAGAAGAACGGGAGCAACAGCGUAUUCGAGAGAACGCCGCAAUUACGAUACAACGAGCUAUCAGACUGUACUUACAACAGAAGGAGGAGGUUGGGAAACUACUUCGAGAUUGGCUUGAUUCUGAUACACUGGAAGUUGAUCUCUGGGGUUUUGUAUCUCAAUUUGUGACGUUGACACACUGGUUUGGACGCAGAGGUGAAUCAGACCAAGAGGAAUUGAGUGAGAUUGUGUCAAAGUUGAAUAGCGAGUUGGAAACAAAAUGGUCAAAUCUACUGAGUGAGCAUGCAGCGGCAUUGUUUUACCUUGGCCAAUUCGUAUCUGGUUGCCUUUCGCAAACCAAAGUGGAGAGACAAAUCAAAAGACAAUGGAUGAGUAUCAUCAGAGCAUUGCAUGGAAAGUAUCACUAUACAUCUGCAUUUUUGUUGGCACAGCUUGGCCAAUACCUACAGCUGGAGUUAUAUAAUGAGGGCCACUCUGAAGAGAUUGUGGACAUCCUCAACUUUGCUUACACUGUGGAACAGUCAUUAUUGAAUACCAACCGCUCCUCAUUUGAGCCUUCCAUGCUUAAUAUCCUUGCUUGUGAUGUUUACACUGGCCCCAAUGAGUUUUACUUGAAAGUAUUGCGUGAAUUUGCCUCAAAGAAGCAGAGUGAAAUUGACAAAUACUUGAAGGAAAACGAUGCCGCCAAGGAUAGACUACUAUACAUGUUGGUUAACUUUUUAAUUAUCCACGAGAAUGCAGUCUUCACGAUGCAAGACUUGCAAUUGGUACACGUUUUGCUUAAGUACAGCCAAUCCAUGGUAUUGGAGAACUAUCCCGAUGAAAGCGAAUCGCAGCAAAUGAAGGAUAGAGGAAUGAGUGCAGUGGUACUCCCGACUGCCAAAAUUGAAGUGUUAAAGUCCUUGUAUGCACCCGGUUUUCUUCAAAAUGUUUUGAAAUCAGGACAACAGAACAAUACUAUAUCUUAUGAAAUUCUUUCGAAGCUCAUUGCUUUGCAGCCAUCAUGGAAGCAGUCAGUUUUGAAUCAAAUAUGCAUAGACCCAACAAACAUUUUCAAAACCUGUGCGCAUUUUCUCAAGCAAGCUGGAGAGCUAUCUGGUCGCUCGUUUGAGAAAGUCGAGGAGGCUUUUCUUUCAGGUGAUUUUUACAAUGGAUUGUUGUUUUUCGAAGAGGUUUAUUCCUAUUGGCUUAUAGUAUCUAAUGAUACUGAGUCAUUCAAGAAGACAGGAAUAGACGAGGAGGUGGUGAAGGAGUUUUGUAAAUUCUUGAAGCCAUUAUGCUCUUGCUUGGCAAUGAAAGCGGACUUGGGUACGAAAUAUCUCCGCCAAAAGACAUUCACUUUGGUUGAUCAGUUGUAUUUGAAGAAUUUGCGAUUAAAGUUUCUCCCUCCAGAUUUUUGGCUAGUGAAGCAACGCAGUUAUAAUUUUGAUAAAUUACUUAGUUAUGUGAUUCAGGAUUUUAUGGAAGAUCUGGUUGGGGCUGAUGACGAUGAUGACAAUAGAGAGCGGGAAGCCUUUUUACAAAGUAUACCAAACACUUAUCGAGAAAUGCUCAUUUUGUUGAAGCAUGUACCGUACUUUAUUCCCUUCAAUGAUCGAGUUAGGAUUUUUCAGCAAUUGGUUGAAAUUGACAGCCAAAGCAGCUCACCAUAUUGGGGGUUUAUGGAGCCUAGAGUCAAGGCGGAAAUUAGACGACAAAAUCUACUUCAAGAUGCAUUUGAGGCAUUUAGUAAAAUGGGAAAUCUGUUCAAGAAUCGAAUUCAAGUGGAGUUCUUCAAUGAAUAUGGGCCAGAAGCGGGGAUCGAUGGAGGGGGUAUAACAAAGGAGUUUUUAACCAGUGUGGUUAAAGAAGGAUUUGAUCCUGCUCAAGGACUUUUCAAGGAGACACGUGACAACCAAAUAUACCCCAAUGAGGAAAUUUGUAUCAAGAUGAAAUUGGGACAGGAUGUUUAUGAUGCUAGGGGCAAACUAGAAUACAUACAGUUUAUGGGAAUGUGUGUGGGGAAAUGUUUGUAUGAAAAUGUCUUGAUCGAUGUAUCGUUCGCUCCGUUUUUUAUCAACAAGUGGUGCAUGGAUGGUUUCAAGAAUACCAUCAACGAUUUGAGUUAUCUCGAUGGAGAAUUGUUUAAAAAUUUGAUCAAGUUAUCAAACAUGUCUCUGGAAGAGUUGCAGCAUAUAGACUUGGUUUUUGCCAUUGAUGAGAAAGUUGAUGAUGAAACUGUCAAUUUUGAAUUGAUACCAAAUGGUCGACUGCUCAAAGUUGAUAAAUCAAAUGUUCAGUACUACCUUCACAAGUUUGCAGAUUUCAAGUUGAAUCAAUUGCUCCUACCACAAACCAAGGCAUUUUUGUCUGGGUUAUUCACAAUCAUUCCCCGUAAAUGGUUUAUGAUUUUUGAUUAUUAUGAGUUACAGAUGUUGAUAUCGGGAGGUAAGAAAGAUGUUGAUGUUAAUGAUUGGCAAGAGAAUGUCGAAUAUGGAGGAUACUUGCCAGAUGAUGUCAGUAUUCAACAGUUUUGGGAAAUUGUCGAUGAGAUGACGCCACAAGAGAAGUCGAAAUUGAUCAAAUUCGUCACUUCAGUGAGUCGAGCCCCAUUACUUGGAUUCUCGGUAUUGAAUCCCAAGUUUGGUAUACGGAAUUCAGGCAGAGAUGUGACUAGACUACCUACAGCUUCAACAUGCGUGAACUUGUUGAAGUUACCUGACUAUCAAGAUAAGCAGAUUAUGAGGGAAAAGUUACUUUAUGCUAUAAAUACUGAAUCUGGAUUCGAUUUGUCAUAA